AUGUUUUUGGCUGAGGUGAAUCCGCCCAUUUUAUCAAAUUCUAGAGCUUUACAACAGUCUCUGUUUUCUCUGCUUCAGAACUGCAAAAGCAGUAAUGAACUCACUCAAAUUCAUGCACAGAUAGUAGUAAAUGGCUUUUCCCAGAAGAACUAUAUCCUUGCCAAGCUAUUAUCUUUCUGUGUCACCUCUGGGAACCUCAUCCAUGCCCAGAAAGCUUUUGAACAGGUUAGGAAACCGAGUACCAUUGUAUGGAACCAGAUGAUCAGAGGCUAUGCUUGCAGCAUAGCGCCGCACGAGUCUGUAAAGCUCUACAAUAAGAUGGAAUCGACGGAAACCAAACCUGAUACUUUCACCUACUUGUUCCUUCUCAAUGCCUGUGCGAGACCUUCGUUCUUGAGGGUAGGGGAGCAGCUACAUGGGAGACUUCUGUCAAAUGGGUUAUUCGCUAACAUUUUCGUGCAGACAAAUUUACUCAAUAUGUACGCCAUAGCCGGAGGGGACGCUAGUGUUCUCAAGGCCCGUCGGGUGUUUAAUGAGAUGUCAGAGAGGAACGUUGUGACUUGGAAUUCAAUGCUAGCAGGGUACUUUAGAUAUGGAGACAUCGAUGCUGCAAGGCGAAUAUUUGAUGAUAUGCCGGAGAGAAAUACAGUCUCGUGGACGACCAUGAUCGCCGGCUGUGCUCAGUCUGGGAGAUGCAACCAAGCCCUGGCAUUAUUCCGGGAGAUGCAGAGGGCCCAUGUGGAAGUCGACCAAGUGACAAUGGUAGCAACAUUAUCAGCUUGUGCUGAACUGGGAGACUUGAAAACAGGGAGGUGGAUUCACUCGUACAGUGACAAGGCUUUCCCUUUCAGAAGCCAACAGCGACUGGUAUCUCUAAAUAAUGCGCUUAUACACAUGUAUGCAAGUUGCGGAGUUGUUGAAGAAGCUUACAGAGUGUUCAAAGAGAUACAACAUAGAACUACCGUAUCUUGGACAACUAUGAUCACAGGUUUUGCAAAGCAAGGGUGCGGAGAAGCAGCUCUUGGUAUCUUUCGAUGGAUGCAAAGCGUGGCAGCAGAAGAAGGAAUUAAGCCCGAUGAGAUAACAUUUAUUGGGGUGCUUUGUGCCUGCAGCCAUACAGGGCGUGUUGACGAGGGCCGCUAUUAUUUUCAGUGCAUGACUACAGACUUUGGCAUUGAGCCAUGGAUCGAGCACUAUGGUUGCAUGGUUGAUCUGCUAAGUCGUGCAGGUCUAUUGGAUGAAGCACAGAAGCUGAUUGAAACCAUGCCCAUGGAGCCAAAUGGUGCUGUAUGGGGUGCUCUUCUUGGUGGGUGCAGGAUUCACAAGGACGUAGAGCUGGCUUCCCAUGUUGCUCGACAGUUGAUGACAGAGCUUGAACCAGAUGGAGCUGCAGGCUAUUACGUACUUUUGUCGAAUGUUUAUGCGACUGGUAAGAGGUGGCGUGAUGUUGCUACCGUGAGGCAGCAGAUGGCUGAGAUGGGUGUGAGAAAGCCUCCAGGUCGUAGUUGGAUCCAAGUUGAUGGAAUCAUCCAUGACUUUGUGGCAGGAGAUUCUACCCACAAGGAUGCAGUCGCUAUAUAUGAGAUGGUUGAUGAGAUCACAAGGCGGGCCAGAUUGGAAGGCUAUGCCCCAAAACCAUCAGAUACAGAGGUGCUGGUAACCGUAGAAUUAGAGGAAAGGGAAGAACUCGUCUAG
Messenger RNA from Nelumbo nucifera (sacred lotus), 1695 nucleotides. Lineage: Eukaryota; Viridiplantae; Streptophyta; Magnoliopsida; Proteales; Nelumbonaceae. The record is from RefSeq and is a predicted model, not a curated record.